AUGGCACACUCAAAAAGACCCAGGUUCCGUGCACCAAGUCCUGAAGAAUAUGUUGAUGAAGAGCCCCCUCUGCACUUAUUCUUUGAUAGUUUGAAAACAGCUUUUGCUGAGCUUGACACAUCAGACUCGGAGAUGGUAUCAGAUGUGGAUGACCAGGAUGAGUGGGAAGAACUCAAUGAUGAAUGGUUGUUGGCUGUAAUGUCAGAGAUGGACAACAAGCUCCGAGACCCAGACUGGCUCCCAGAACGUCUCCAAAAGAAGGCAGAAAUUCGUGCAAAAUCAAAAAUGCUGACGAGACCCAGGACUUAUGCCAAUUCCUUUACAAGUCAAUCAGAGAGAACUUCAACCCUGGCACCUGACCGAGCUGCAAUGGCAGGACCAGCAAACAUAGCCAGACAUGUAUUGCCCAUGACGGCUGUGCCAGUACGCCAAACAACAUUAUCCAUGCUGCAACCAGAAUGGCAGCAGUAUCCAAGUUCAUCAACGAUCCCACGUGCUCGCUCAGCAUCUGUUCUAUCAGAUCAGGCAUCAUCAAAUGAUGAACUGGAGCCCACAGAGAUCAUGGAUUUGGAUGAGUCAACCGAAGAGGCAGAAGAUGUUGAUGAUGAGACUUGGGAGGAUGAGCUGAUGCUUUCAGCAGGAGGGGACAUAAUGAGAUUUCAUGAUUGGAGCGAGAUGCACAAGAACAUCAAAUCAGACCUAAAGAAGAACAGCAAGAGCUUCUCACUGGCGCACAUCAAUAAACUCACCAUACUCUCAAAUUUUGAAACCCUAUGCAUCAAGGGAUGCUCACAGAUACAGGCUAGCAUUGAGAUUGCUCGGCAAUGGCACAAAGGCGAAGGAAUUCACUUUGCACGGAAGAUGCAAGCACUUGUUCGGCAUUACCAAAUAUUUGCACAGCUGCCUGUGGAGAAGCAAGGUGGCAAGGCUAAUGCCCACUCUUGGCUUCAUGAUGAAGCUGUACAGGCAUGCACCCGAUCUUGGCUGACUGCACAGAAGGUUGGCAGUGUCACUCUGAAGAAAUUGCAGCAUGCCCUCACUUCAGCUAUUUUUCUGGAUCUCGGCAUUCACCCAAAGCAGCCGCUUAGUGUGCGCACAGCUCAACACUGGCUUCUCAAGCUUGGAUGGAGGCACACGAUGGUCCAAAAAGGGGUGUACAUGGAUGGUCAUGAGAGGGACAAUGUAGUGAAGUACCGCAGAGAGGUCUUCUUACCUCUCAUGGCACAGUAUGAGGCCCGGAUGGUUCAGUAUGAAGGGCCCGAGUUGAAAAAGGUUGAACUACAUCUAAAGCCUGGAGAAAAAAGGAUUAUUGCACAGUUUCAUUAG
Messenger RNA from Suillus fuscotomentosus, 1326 nucleotides. RefSeq lists its product as uncharacterized. The transcript is spliced from 4 exons. The coding region runs from base 1 to 1326 and encodes 441 amino acids. NCBI's taxonomy places the organism in Eukaryota, Fungi, Basidiomycota, Agaricomycetes, Boletales, Suillaceae. The record is from RefSeq and is a predicted model, not a curated record.